AUGUUGCAUCCAUUUUUUCCCUCUUCAAGACGCUUCGCCAUCUGGGAGGUGCCUCGGGAAGAGGAAUUUGCGCCUCUGAAAAAUGCCGCUUCACCAGCUGAAAAAGAUUGUCCCACUAGUUGUCGCCGCGCCUUUCUGCGCUACACUACCCGCCUGGCGAUUGCGGCUGGGGCUGUCUUGUCAGGCGUCGAUGAGUCCUCUCUAGCCGGACCAGGCUUGCCAGUUACGGUUGUUGAAAUAUCUCCUGAAGUCAGCCACAGAGGAGAGGUUAGUGAGAUUCGAACUUUGUUUACAUCUAUUCUCAAAGCAUAUCAACUAUAUUUGUAG
This is a messenger RNA of Protopolystoma xenopodis, 327 nucleotides long. The record is from the annotation of a GenBank genome assembly. Lineage: Eukaryota; Metazoa; Platyhelminthes; Monogenea; Polystomatidea; Polystomatidae.